AUGUCGUCCGCCGCUGGUCCUUACCUGCGCGGUCUGCGCAAGAGCCAACUGACCGAGCUCGCCGAAAUAUCCGAUCUAAAAGAUUAUGCCGACCUCAAAAAGCCCGAGCUCGAACUCGCUUUGGACGACCAUUUGCGCGCCAACAGCUCCAUCUUUUCUGGCGAGAAGCGCCUUUCCGACUACUACAGACGUCUGUCGCAGCCUUCGCGCGUGUCAUCACCGGUAAAGAAAGAGCCAAAGGCCGAGGCGUCUACUCCGUCCACCGAGGAAAAGAAGUCGUCGCGUAGACGCAAAACCUCUGUUGAAGCUGAGGAAAGCGACGGUGCAAAGACACCUGUGUCAACUACUGUUGCUGCUGUCGCCGCGCGCACUCCGGCACGCUCCCCAUUGUCGUCGUUCGUGUCACUGCCACCGUCGCCUGCCGUCGUCACUGAUGCCAUUGAUCGCCAGACGACCAUUGUACGCGAGAAGGUGUCUACGGCGUGGACAAAGUCCGGCAUCUCGGAGCGCAGGGACGCGCUGCGUUCUGCGCUGAGCAGUGUCAAGUCAAUUGAAACCAUUAUUGUUGUUCUGGAAUUGAUCGGCUUGUUUCGCGAGUUGAUUCCUUUGCGCUAUCUGACAACCGUUCCCGCUGUUGAGACUGUCUCGACACCCGAGUUUUCCGUCAAGAUCCCGGACUUUUUCAUCCUGAUUACGGGCGGUUUCUGGGCGCCAUUCUUCCUUUGGGGCUUGACUAGCUUGGCCCUGCCAUUGACUUUUGCCUAUUUCUUCAAUCUGAGCCUCAAUGCGCAGUCUACCCAUUCGCACAACACCCGUCGCGCUUCUGCGGUUGCGCAGGAACUGGCCAGCUUUGAUCCCUUGGUGUAUAACAUUACCAAGGCCUUGAUUGCAUACUUUGUAUAUGCAAACCAUUUCACUUUCUGGAAUGCCUUUAGCCAUUUCUCCGUGGAGAGAGUGAAUGGGGCUAUCCCUGGACAAUGGACUGGUCUUGUCACGGGAUCUGCCAUUGGUAUCCUUACCAGUUUGUACGAAGCUGUUUUGCGGAAGUGA
Messenger RNA from Talaromyces atroroseus, 1050 nucleotides. RefSeq lists its product as hypothetical. Bases 1 to 1050 code for a protein of 349 amino acids. NCBI's taxonomy places the organism in Eukaryota, Fungi, Ascomycota, Eurotiomycetes, Eurotiales, Trichocomaceae. Gene Ontology annotation, cellular component: membrane. The record is from RefSeq and is a predicted model, not a curated record. The transcript is spliced from 3 exons.